UGUCACAAAUAGGGUUUAUUUGUGUGUCAAGUUAAUUUUCACAUCAAGUAGCAGGAAAAUUUAAAUACACAGAGCAGUGUGGACGAUUAUACCACACCACCUAAAAUUGCAAUGAAAUUAAACAGCAGGCAAAUUGAAAUAUGCAGGGUAGGGUGGGCGAUUAUACCGCUCCACCUAAAAUUUGCAGUCCAAUUAGAUCUGUAGUCCAAGAUAGGCGAUGAUACCGCACCAUCUUGGAUCGCAGUAAAAAUAAAUUUGCAGUUCAAGAUGGGCGGUUGUACCGCACCAUCUUGGAUUGCAGUAAAAUUAACAUAAAUAAAUACUGGGUUAGUAAUCAAUCUCUAAACCAAACAAGAAAUCAAAACUGUAUGUAACCGAUAGGUUGAGAACUAAGAGCAGGCAUGGAGCAAACAGUUCGUCGCAAGGGUAUACCGUGCAAUUGAGGCUGAGGAAGAAGAUGAACAGUAAAAACCUUAGAGGAAACAUUUUUUCUUUCUUUCGUUCGGCGAAGAGAAAUGAGAGAAUAAUUAUAUUUAGAGACUCGUGCUGAUAACGUGUUAUAAAUAGGUCAAAAUUAGAGAAAUAACCUUUUAGUGAAUGGAGUAAAGCAGGUGUAAAAUGUCACACUGAAACCUUAGCACAAGAGGAUAACAAAUAAAAGACGGAGAAAUGAUGAUGUUAUUGAUCUUUUUUCUCGUUCUCUUCUUCUAUAUAGAUUGAUAGCAGUCGGAGUGCUCUAUUUAUAAAGCAACUCCGUAUUAUUACAUUUUGAAUAUUUACACCACACCUUUGACAAAUGAUCUCCACAUAUCAAUAUUCUGCCAAGGUUUUCAAUGCUGUGACAAGGUUUUCAAUACUGUGGCAUUCAUUACCCACUAGUAUUUUCAACAUGUUGUUUGUUUUAAUACUGUGGCAUUCAUUACCCACUAGUAUUUUCAAUAUGUUAUUUGUUUUGAUGGUCAAGUGAGCAUUAAUUGCUCACUUGCAAGUUGCAACCGGGUUGGUACGCCACCUUCAAUUCGCGGCCUUGAAUCUCUCUUACAUCGCAGUCACCAUUCCUCCUCACCUACCUACGCUAUCAGCCAAAAAUGAAUGGUGUGUGUUUGAUACGUUAAAAAGUCUAAGUCUCCUCACCUUUACAUAGAAGUCGGGCAAGUUUAGGUCGUUCACAAGUUUUGGUGCAUUAGCAAUAGCUCAUACCAAUUUCAGCACAGAUCAGUCUGCGCUUCUUGCUCUCAAGGCUCACCUCACUAGUGACCCUCAAAACAUCUUGACCGCCAACUGGUCCUCUGCCUCCAAUACCAACAUUUGCAACUGGGUUGGCAUUACCUGCGGUGCUCGCCACCACAGAGUCACGGCCUUAAAUCUCUCGCACAUGGGUCUUGCUGGAGUUAUUCCUCCGCAUCUAGGCAACCUCUCAUUUCUUGUUGAGUUGGGCCUUCAAAAUAAUAGCUUUCAUGGUCCCCUACCGCAAGAACUGUCUCGUUUGCGCAGGUUGAAGGUGAUUAACUUUGGAAACAACAGCUUUAUGGGAACCAUUCCUUCGUGGUUUGGGUCCCUUGCUAAACUUCAAACCAUCAAAUUGUACGGUAAUAGCUUCUCGGGUAUCAUACCGGCUGCUAUCUUCAACUUAUCUGCACUCGAAACAAUUAAUCUAAGCUUAAACCAACUAUCGGGUAGCUUACCCAGAGAAAUAGGCAACUUAACAAAGGUGAAGGGCAUAUACCUUGACGUCAACAAGUUCGAAGAACUACCGAACGAGAUGGGCAGUUUAGGUCAGCUGGAGGAGUUGUAUGUGCAGUACAAUGCCCUAAAAGGCUCUGCUCUUGUGCCUGUCCUCAACAUAUCUUCUUUGACUCAUUUGACUCUAUAUGGAAACAACUUGAGUGGCAGUCUUCCAGACAAUAUAUGUGAGCAUCUUCCGAAUAUUCGACAGCUUAAUUUGGGUCAAAACCAACUUGAUGGUCUGAUUCCCUCCAAGCUAUGGCAAUGCAAAGAGCUUCGUAAAAUCUCAUUAGUGUAUAACAAUUUCCAUGGAAGCAUACCCAAAAGUCUUGGCAAUUUGACCUACUUAACCCUGAUUGGUCUUAGUGACAAUAAUUUAAUAGGUACAAUACCAAAUGAGAUUGGUGAUCUUCCGCAGUUAGAGACAUUGUCGCUGUAUUUUAAUAAUCUCAGUGGCGUCAUCCCAUCCAAACUCUUCAAUCUCUCCAUGAUAAGCCUAAUAGGGCUUUCUUUUAAUCAGCUCUCAGGUAGCCUCCCAGCAGACAUAGGUCUUAACGCUCCAAACCUAGAAUUCCUUAAUGUAGCCAGAAAUAACCUCGUGUCCGAACUACUCCCUAACCUCUCCAAUGCUUCCAAGCUCAGGGAGCUAGACAUGAGUGAAAACUCAUUUACCGGGUUUCUUCCUAACACGCUCUGUUCCUUGAAAAACCUUGAGCGUCUUUUCUUGCACUUGAAUAGUUUGACUAUUGAUGCUUUUGCACCACAAGUAGUAAGCACUCUUUCUUGCUUGUUUAAUCUUAGAAAUUUGACAACAUUAUCCUUGGGAGGUAAUCCGCUAAACACCACGAUACCAGCUUUUCGAGGGAAUCUCUCUGCGUCACUCCAAUAUGUUGAUUUAAGCAAUUCCAACAUUAGGGGUAACAUUCCAGAUGAUAUUGGCAACUUGAGCAGCUUGAUAUCAUUAAACCUGGGAAACAACCAGUUGAGUGGAGCAAUUCCAACUUCAAUACAAAGGCUAAAAAAUCUCCAAGGUUUGUAUUUGUAUGAUAACAAACUGGGAGGACAUAUCCCGUAUGAACUCUGUCAACUAAACAACCUAGCCGAGUUACAUUUGGAUGGUAAUUGGCUCUCUGGUUCUAUUCCUUCCUGCUUGGGUACUUUGGCAGUAGCUCUAAGAUAUUUAUCGUUAGGGUCCAAUUUGUUAACUUCUAAAAUACCAUCUUUGUUGUGGGAACUCAAGUAUAUAUUGCACCUAAACUUGUCAUCCAAUUCUCUAGUUGGACCACUCUCAGAAGACAUCGAAAAGUUGAAAGAUGUGGCGGAUAUGGAUUUAUCAAAUAACCAUUUCUCCGGAAACAUUCCCAGUAGCAUUGGGGGUCUUCAGAAUAUGAUUAAUUUCUCCUUGGCAAACAAUUAUUUAGAAGGCCCUAUUCCCAGUUCAUUUGAAACCUUGCUAAGCCUAGAAUCGUUGGAUUUGUCCAAAAACAAUCUAUCUGGAGUGAUCCCGAAGUCAUUGGAAGCACUCUCGUAUCUCAAGCAUUUGAAUUUGUCUUUCAACAAACUCCAAGGAGAAAUUCCAACAGGCGGGCCUUUCGAAAACUUCUCUGCUGAUUCAUUUGUACCAAAUGGUGCGCUCUGCGGUGCUUCCCGACUUCAUGUUCCGUUGUGCAAAUAUAAAACAGAAGUUAAGCCAAAUUGGAGGAAAACUAAAUAUAUCAUCUCAGGGGUCUUGUCAGUAAUACUCCUGGCGGCUGCUGCAUUGAUUCUGAUACUAUGCAGGAAAAGGAAUGUUGAAGUAACUGCCUCGCUACAUCAAGUUCUUUGGAGAAGAGUUUCGCGCCUAGAACUUGUAAAGGCGACAAAUGGAUUUCAUGAGACUAACUUACUUGGCACAGGGGGUUUUAGCUCAGUAUACAGAGGAACACUUUCAGAUGGGAUAGAUAUCGCCGUCAAGGUAUUCAAUUUACAGCUAGAAGGGGCAUUCAAGAGUUUUGAUAAGGAAUGUGAAAUGCUAAGCAAAAUCCGUCACCGGAAUCUUAUUAAAAUCAUAAGUUGCUGCGAUGAACUUGAUUUCAAAGCCCUGAUACUUCAAUUGAUGCCUAAUGGAAGCCUCGAAAACUGGUUGUAUUCUCCAAACCGCUCCAUGAAUAUCCUGCAGAGGUUGGACAUAAUGAGAGAUGUUGCAUUGGCACUAGAAUAUCUUCAUCAUGGUUACUCGAUACCUAUCGUUCAUUGUGAUGUGAAACCAAGCAAUAUACUACUAGAUGAUGAUAUGGUUGCACAUGUUGCUGAUUUUGGCAUUGCAAGACUCAUCGGCGGUGGAGAUUCGAUGACGGAAACCAUGACCCUAGCCACAGUUGGAUAUAUGGCUCCAGAGUUUGGGUUGGAAGGAAUCGUUUCGAUGAGAGGGGAUGUGUAUAGUUUUGGUAUUGUACUCAUGGAGACAUUCACAAAAAGGAAGCCAACGGAUGAGAUGUUUGUUGAGGAAAUGAAUUUAAGGCAAUGGAUUGCAAAUUCAUUAUUUCCAAAUGCUGCUAUAGAUGAAGUUGUGGAUGCCGAUAUACUUGGGAUGGAGGAAGAUGGUGAUUUCGUGAGCAGGAGGGAUUGCUUAUCAUCCGUUAUGAGAUUAGCUUUAGCUUGCUCUGCAGCAUUUCCGGAAGAAAGGAUUAACAUGAAAGAUGUUGUAGUCACACUCAAUAAAAUCAAGGCCAAGUAUUUGAAGGAUUCUGGAAGAGUGAAUUCUUAGUUCUUUGUUCUCUAUAUUUUCGGAUCCAUUUUCUUAUUGUUGUUUUUUAUCUUCAAAAACUACAUUAUUUUCUUAUAGUGACGGAUAUGAAAAUAUGACGAUAUUCCUAAAAUUGAAUUGAUGUACCUGUAUUUGACAAGGCAAUGAGACCAGUAAUACCAAGAUUGCAAUUC
This is a messenger RNA of Pyrus x bretschneideri (Chinese white pear), 4644 nucleotides long. Its product is annotated as probable LRR receptor-like serine/threonine-protein kinase At3g47570. The record is from RefSeq and is a predicted model, not a curated record. The coding region runs from base 1376 to 4471 and encodes 1031 amino acids. Gene Ontology annotation, biological process: hormone-mediated signaling pathway; protein phosphorylation. Lineage: Eukaryota; Viridiplantae; Streptophyta; Magnoliopsida; Rosales; Rosaceae. Gene Ontology annotation, molecular function: protein kinase activity; protein binding; ATP binding. Gene Ontology annotation, cellular component: plasma membrane. The transcript has 6 exons.